Messenger RNA from Magnolia sinica, 933 nucleotides. RefSeq names its product small ribosomal subunit protein uS9-like. Gene Ontology annotation, molecular function: structural constituent of ribosome; RNA binding. Bases 156 to 590 code for a protein of 144 amino acids. The transcript has a single exon. Lineage: Eukaryota; Viridiplantae; Streptophyta; Magnoliopsida; Magnoliales; Magnoliaceae. Gene Ontology annotation, biological process: translation; maturation of SSU-rRNA from tricistronic rRNA transcript (SSU-rRNA, 5.8S rRNA, LSU-rRNA). Gene Ontology annotation, cellular component: cytosolic small ribosomal subunit; ribosome. The record is from RefSeq and is a predicted model, not a curated record.
GGCGGGGCUAGGACGCAAUCCGCGUUCCUAAAAACCCUAGCUCCAUAUCAACGCAGCAGCGGGGAUAACUAGAAAAGAAAACCCUCGCAUCGUCAUCUUCGUUCCUUUGUUCUUGCUACGGCCAGCCAUUCCAUCCAAUAGGGGAAGAAAGAGAGAUGGCCGCUGCCGUGGAAUCGGUCCAGUGCUUCGGGCGCAAGAAAACGGCUGUGGCGGUGACCCACUGCAAGCGCGGGAGGGGCUUGAUCAAGAUUAACGGCUGCCCGAUCGAGCUAGUGGAGCCCGAGAUCCUCCGCUACAAGGCCUACGAGCCCAUCCUCCUCCUCGGAAGGCAGCGGUUCGCGGGCGUCGACAUGAGGAUCCGUGUUAGGGGCGGUGGCCACACCUCGCAGAUCUACGCAAUCCGUCAGAGCAUAGCCAAGGCUCUCGUUGCCUACUACCAGAAGUACGUCGACGAGCUGUCCAAGAAGGAGAUCAAGGACAUCCUUGUCAGGUACGACCGCACUCUACUUGUCGCUGACCCACGCCGCUGCGAACCUAAGAAAUUCGGAGGACGUGGCGCCCGUGCUCGGUUCCAGAAAUCCUACCGUUAGAUUGCAGAGAGAGGAAAAGAUAAAGUAUACACAGAAGAAGAGUACAAUGAGAAAGGUGGAGGAGGUUUUCUACACUCUCUCUUUUUCUCUUUUUGCCUGCUGGAUUAGACAUUAAAAUUGUUCUUUUCAUGGCAUAGGAUUCGUUUAGUUUUGGUUGGGAUUUUAGCAUUUGUUUUAAAUCAAGAGAUUUUAGUGGUAGUUGCCUCGUAUCUAGGUGAUAACGAUAGGGGUGUGCUCCAUUCAUGUUAUUUCUCCCUAUUUCUUUUCCUAUAUCUUGGGGCGAGCCCAGAAACAAGUUGAUUUUCUGCUCGUACUGCAUUAUGAUAUUACAUUUCUUCUUUCU